AUGAAGGCAGUUAUAAAUCAAAGCAAACAGCUGCAUAUACAAACUCAGCAACAAUUGGGGUCAAUAGCUAGACAAAUUGACUUUCUCCAUUCUACUACAGUGAAGGCACAAUUUCCACCAUGGAAACCACAUUCUUAUCUAGGAAUGAAGGAAUCUCAAUGUCAGGAACAAAGGGACUUCAAUUACAACAACCAAAGUCACUCUAGCAUGCCCCAACACCAGUCCCAGAAUGAUGUGUACAUCCCACCCUGGAGAAUUCAAUCCAACUGGAAGGAAGGCGAAAGCCAAAAUCAAAGACCAAGGGACUUCAACUGCAAUAACCCCAAUUUCAAAAAUCAGCAUACAAACCAUCCCCACAACAACAAUCAUCAAGCACUACCCCAACACACACACCUCCAACCUCAUCCUACCUCACCAUUCGCCCAAAAUAAUUUUUAUCAACCACCACAGUUGACACAGCCACAACCAUUUCCAACUGUUCCAGGAAUUUAUGUUCUAGAAACACUGAUGGAAAGAUUUAUGAAAAUUCAAGAAAUGAUGGCAAAAGAGCAGGAAGAAAUAAAGAAGCAUCAAGAGAUGAUAAGCAAGAACCAAGAAACCGUACUUAGAAGACUCGAAAGGCAGAUGGAACAACUGGUUCAGAGCUGUGCUGAACUGAGUGAGAGGAAGGGAACUUUGAACCCAAAGAGCCAUGAGAAGGAGGCUGGUUUGAAGGAAAAGAAAGCCUUGGAGGAAAGUAAGAAGUCUCAACUUCCAUGA
Messenger RNA from Arachis duranensis, 759 nucleotides. RefSeq lists its product as uncharacterized. The record is from RefSeq and is a predicted model, not a curated record. The coding region runs from base 1 to 759 and encodes 252 amino acids. Lineage: Eukaryota; Viridiplantae; Streptophyta; Magnoliopsida; Fabales; Fabaceae. The transcript has a single exon.